AUGGCGGACCUAGUCACUCCUUCCGCUGGGAGGCUAACCUCAUCCAAAACACUUGAUGGCCAUACUGGCUUUAUUUGGGAUGUGGCCCUUUCCGGCAAUGGUGAAAUCCUCGCCUCAGUCUCCAAUGAUAUGAUGAUCCGACUAUGGAACGCCAACACCGGUCUCCCGCGCGGCGCCGCAAAAGACAACGGCCACUCCAACUGGGUGCGCUGUGUGCGAUUUUCCCCCACGGGCCGAUUCUUAGCCACUGCUUCCGAUGAUAUGACUAUUCGCAUCAGCGACGUGAACACCGGGUUCACCUACCGCAUGCUGCAGGGCCACACUGGCAGAGUGCGAGCGGUAGAAUUUUCCCCCGAUGGAAGAACGAUCGCUUCGGCCUCAGAUGAUUUUACUGUUCGAUUGUGGAAUGUGAGCUCGGGUUCGCUGCUCAAAACCCUCAAUGGGCACUCGGGUUGGGUGCGCGCUGUGGCCUUUUCGCCUGACGGAAAGACUCUCGCUUCAACCUCGGACGAUAAUACGAUUCGCCUCUGGGACACAACCACCGGCAAUGAAAUCCAUCGACUAAUUGGCCACACAUCCUCAAUCAGGGCUGUCUGUUUCUCUCCUGAUGGGAAGCUGCUGGCGUCGGGGUCGCAGGACAAAGACCUGCGCAUCUGGAAUACUACUUCUGGCGCCUUGCUCAAUGUCCUCCAGGGACACUCUGGACCUUUACGCGUGAUCGCAUUUUCUACUGAUGGGAACCUAUUGGCAUCAGCGGCCGACGACUUAACCAUCCGCGUAUGGGCUGCGCCAUUAGGACUUGCGUGCGUCCGUGUCUUAACGGGCUAUUCGGGCUGGGUUCGGGCCAUUACAUUGUCGCGCGAUGAGAACAUGGUGGUCUACACGUCUGAUGACAUGACCAUCAAGAUCUGGAGCUCGGCGUGA
This is a messenger RNA of Penicillium verrucosum, 924 nucleotides long. RefSeq names its product WD40 repeat domain-containing protein. Lineage: Eukaryota; Fungi; Ascomycota; Eurotiomycetes; Eurotiales; Aspergillaceae. The transcript has a single exon. The record is from RefSeq and is a predicted model, not a curated record. Gene Ontology annotation, molecular function: protein binding. The coding region runs from base 1 to 924 and encodes 307 amino acids.